CGCGAAUGUGUAGCCAGUGAUAUAUCGGAUUGCGUUGCUACACUCUUCUUUAAUAAUGUGAUAGGAGACCUCGACUGAACAAUUUAUUGGAUAUCGUUUUGAGCAGAUCCAAAAAUGAGCACGAUCUUGGAAAAAAUUGCCUCAAUCGAGGCUGAGAUGGCUCGUACUCAGAAGAAUAAAGCAACUUCUGGACAUUUAGGUUUGCUGAAGGCAAAACUAGCCAAGCUCAGACGUGAGCUAAUCACUCCAAAGGGUGGUGGUGGAGGUGGCGAGCAAGGUUUUGAAGUCGCUAAAACUGGUGAUGCUCGUAUUGGCUUUGUCGGUUUUCCUUCUGUGGGAAAAUCUACAUUGUUGAGUACACUCGCUGGCGUAUAUUCCGAAGUAGCUGAGUAUGAGUUCACAACACUCACAACUGUUCCUGGUUGUAUAAAAUAUAAAGGUGCAAAAAUACAGUUGUUAGAUCUUCCAGGUAUUAUAGAAGGCGCAAAAGAUGGCAAGGGACGUGGACGACAAGUCAUUGCCGUGGCACGAACAUGCAGCUUAAUCUUCAUCGUUUUAGAUGUGCUCAAACCACUCGGACAUAAGCGACUGAUUGAACACGAAUUGGAAGGUUUUGGUCUCCGAUUGAAUAAACAGCCACCAAAUAUAACCUUCAAAAAGAAGGACAAAGGUGGUAUUAAUUUACAAACAAUGUGCCCACAAUCUGAACUAGAUUUUGACACAGUGAAAAUGAUCUUGUCAGAAUACAAAAUUAGUAAUGCGGACAUUACACUAAGGUACGAUGCUACCUCAGACGAUUUGAUUGACGUUAUAGAAGGGAAUCGCGUUUAUAUCCCUUGCAUUUAUCUCUUAAAUAAAAUAGAUCAAAUAAGCAUAGAAGAACUAGAUAUUAUUUAUAAAAUUCCACAUUGUGUGCCAAUCUCAGCCCAUCAUAAAUGGAAUUUUGAUGAUCUAUUAGAGAAAAUGUGGGAUUAUCUACAACUUGUUAGGAUUUAUACAAAGCCGAAGGGACAACUCCCAGACUACAACGCACCCGUAGUACUAAACACCGAAAAGCGAACUGUUGAAGAUUUUUGUAAUAAGCUUCAUAGAUCAAUCGCAAAAGAAUUUAAAUACGCAUUGGUAUGGGGCUCAUCCGUAAAACAUCAACCCCAGAAGGUAGGGAAGGACCAUCUUCUUUGUGACGAGGAUGUUGUGCAAAUUGUGAAGAAAGUGUGAUAUUGUUUUUCUUGCACAGUCGUUUAUUGGCAGCACAAAUAAACUUAACUAAUGAGAUUAAUGAUAUAUUUAAAAAGACCAUUUUAAUUAAUUAUAAAAUUUUAAUUAAUUAUAAAAUUUUAAUUAAUUAUAAAUUAUAUAUACAAUCAUAUAAUACAUGAUUUAAAUCGCUAUUUGAUCGAUGAGAAGAUGCAGAUACAACAUAAAUGAUGAAAAAUUGUGGUUAAAUCUUAUAUCUUCAUCAACAUUAUAAAUGCAUUUGGUUUCACAUGUGAAACUGUAUAUAAAAUAAUAAUCAGAUUUAUAUUUUAUCAUUUAAAUGUCUUGAAUGAGAGAGAGGGAGGGAGGCGUGUACAAGUCUCGAACCUCUUAAAUAUCUUGAAUAAGCAUUUUUGAAAAAAAUUUCAUACAAAAGUUAUAGGAUUUCAAAGCUUGAACUCCGACGAGAUUACCAGAAGUUGCGCUGCGCGCCGCACAUCGACAUGUCUUUUUAUACUACCAUAGCAAUAUCUAUUCACAGCAAUCUAUAAUG
Messenger RNA from Atta colombica, 1750 nucleotides. RefSeq names its product GTP-binding protein 128up (gene 128up). Lineage: Eukaryota; Metazoa; Arthropoda; Insecta; Hymenoptera; Formicidae. The record is from RefSeq and is a predicted model, not a curated record. Gene Ontology annotation, molecular function: GTPase activity; GTP binding. Gene Ontology annotation, biological process: cytoplasmic translation. The coding region runs from base 115 to 1218 and encodes 367 amino acids. Gene Ontology annotation, cellular component: cytoplasm. The transcript has 8 exons.